This is a messenger RNA of Triticum urartu, 3251 nucleotides long. NCBI's taxonomy places the organism in Eukaryota, Viridiplantae, Streptophyta, Magnoliopsida, Poales, Poaceae. The record is from RefSeq and is a predicted model, not a curated record.
UUCUUGUUAGGCAGAAUGCUUCGUCUCUCUUGGCGCACCUACCUCCUUGUUCUCUUCUUCCUCUGUCUUGCCGACCACCUCCACACCUCCGACGUUAUCGUUGGUAAAAAUGAGCUGGUCUAUAAUGGCUUUUCAGCUGAUCUGAAGCUUGACGGCAAAGCUUUGUGGAUAGAUGACCUAUUGAGUCUAACCAAUGGCCCAGGUGGUACAAGCGGCCAUGCUUUCUGCAGCUAUCCCCUAAGCUUUCAAGAUAAUCCUGGUGGCGCUAUCUCCUCCUUCUCAACUACGUUUGUGUUCGUCAUGGGUUUCAAGCAGUAUAAAGGUAAUGGGAUGGCGUUCAUACUUUCAUCCACCAGUGACUUACCAGAUGAUUCGCCAGGCGAGUACCUUGGCCUCCCGCAUUCUAACUUAGAUGGCCAUGCUUUCUUUGCCGUCGAGUUCGACACCGUCUUGAAUGCUGAGAUCGGGGACAUUGAUGACAACCAUGUUGGGAUUGAUGUCAACAGCUUGGCGUCAGUUGAAUCCCAAAGUGCAGGCUUCUAUUACGGACACACUAGUUAUUUCCAAACCAUUGUACUCAGAAGCGGCAAACCAGUUCAAGCGUGGGUGGACUAUGAUAGCAAAUCGCACCAGCUGAAUAUUACCUUAGCACCUUGUUGUAUUUCUAAACCCCAACUUCCGUUGCUGUCAACCACUGUCAAUUUAUCCUCUUUGUUGUCACUGGGUCCAGUUUACGCUGGGUUCUCUGCAUCCAGCAGAAAAGUCUCCUCCAGCCAUUAUGUUCUAGGCUGGAGUCUGAAGCUAGAUGGGGUGGCUGAACCACUUGACUACUCUGUUCUCCCUUUUGGCACUGAACAUGAACUUCAACAUCAAUCCAAAUUCCAACUUUUUAUCCCUAUGAACAUUUUAGGUGCGCCAACGAUCGUGCCAGCAGUCAUCCUAAUAGUUCUUGCUGUGCUGAUCUGUCGGCAACUGAGAAAGGCCAAGGAAGAUGAUGAGUGGGAGAUCAAGUGUGGGAUGCCGUCUUUCACAUACAAGGAACUGGUGACUGCCACCGAAGGCUUCAGCAACAAGAUGCUCCUCGGGAAAGGAGGCUUUGGAAGGGUGUACAAAGGGGUGCUGCCUACCACCACACAGCAUGUGGCCAUCAAGCGGGUGUCGCCGGAAUCAAAGCAGGGGAAGAAGGAGUUCAUGGCGGAGAUCGCCAUCCUUGGCCAUGUCCGCCACCGAAACCUUGUCCAACUGCUAGGCUAUUGUAGGUACAAGCAGGAGCUGCUCUUGGUCUAUGACUACAUGCCCAAUGGCAGCCUUGAUAGGUACUUGUAUGACAAGAAUACGCCGACCCUGGAUUGGGCUCAGAGGCUUCGCAUCAUCAAAGGCGUAGCUUCCGGCCUCUUCUACCUGCACGAGGAUUGGGAGCAAGUCAUCAUCCAUCGGGACGUCAAGGCAAGCAACGUUCUCCUCGACGACGACAUGAAUGGGAGGCUUGGUGACUUUGGCCUCGCAAGGCUGCAUGACCACGGAGUCGAUGCCCACACUACACAUGUGGCGGGCACCUGGGGAUACAUUGCCCCUGAGCUGGCCCGGCUUGGCAAGGCGACCAAGGCGACCGACGUAUUUGCAUUUGGAGUGUUUACCAUAGAGGUGGUUUGCGGGAGAAAACCAAUCGGCCCGGCCAACACCAGUGGCGGCCUUCUUGCGCUGGCGGAUUGGGUACGUGGCACAUGGCAGGGUGGCUCGAUCGUCGACGCCGUGGACCCUGAGCUGAAAGAUUACGACGAGGCGGAGGUUGAGCUUUUGCUGAAGCUUGGGUUGCUAUGCUCCCAUUCUCUGCCCAGGUCGCGCCCAUGUAUGCGUCUAGUAAUGCUGUACUUAGAAGGAGGUGCAAGACUUGCAGGCUUCCAGCCAGCUUCUGAUGGACAUGAGGAUGAAGAGAUUGAUCAGGCAUUGUGUGCAUCUGCAGCUACGACUGUGACCAUUCUUUCUGGAAGGUAAUACUUCUGUUGCGGUGUUCACAACUUCCCAUCAUCAAGCAAGGUUAUCACCAAUGCUUAUUUUGGAUCUCUGCAAGUUAACCUGCUGGGUGCGCGGGCCGGUGUGGUGUGUUGCUGAUGAUUGUAAGCAGGAGUGGCGAAUCCAGAGCGCAUGGUAGGGUGUCGACUAUGGUCACUUGGGUGGCAGAGUCGUCGGCCCGUUGGGGCGCAGCCUCGGGGCUGGCAUGUUUGUAUGGCUUGUUGUAUCGGUCUUCGGACGGUUUUUCUUAUUAACCUAUCAAUUCUUUUCUUCUAUAUGAAAAUGCAGACCUCUUGUCCGUUGCUUGAAAAGAGGAAAAAUAAAUCACCGGGAGCUCUGGUGGACUUGUGUCACAAUGUUACUUGUCCAAGGGCCGAAAAGCUCUAGUUGCAAUUUGCAACAACUAGAAUGAAAUUUGCUGGCACAACUCAGAAACAAAUUGGACACGAGUAGUACUGUUCGUUUCAUUGUGCAGUUGUGCCCUGCUAGUAGCUACCAGAUGGAGUUGUUUUCCAUCGCCAUCCAGAGCAAAACUCCUACCAUAUACUCGUAGUAUGUGUGAUCCCCGUUGAAAGAUGAAGCCCGGUCAGAAGACUGAAACGACAAUAGGAACCAAGUAUAUUCAUAAUAAGAUUAGAUGCUUUCCCCCCUCAAAAAAAAAGAUUAGAUGCUUUUUCUUAAAUAAAUAUCAUAGCUUUUUUUAGUGGAAAUAAAUAUCAUAGCUGCAUCUUUCUCUGCGUAAGCGGCCGAGUUUGACGGGUGUGGGCAGCAUAGGUCACCACAACGAAUCCAAGCAUCAAUAUUUUUUAAAGCAUCGGUGCUUAUUUGUAGAAGAUUAGAAGCUUAAUUAGCCACUCCUCCUAUAAAAAUAAGCAUCAACUUGGGUUAUCUGACUAAGCACCGUGCAUUGUACAAAGGCCUUAGAUGCGGGUUUCUAACGACAUUGCACAACCCAAUGACUCGUGACACAGACAGAUCCAUCCAAUCUGAAAUUAUAUAUCUAUCUCGCAUCGGUAUGCAUAUAGUUUCUCUACUUGUUAACUAGUACUAGGACUUGUUCUUUCCCCCGCCAGCUUCUACAGGCGACAAAGCAACAAAACUGUAUCCGCCAUGAGCUCCUGUGAUCAGUGACCAAGCCUAGGCCACACACGCGUGUCGCCAGCAAGAGGCGUUACAUGCUCUCCUGAUCAGGCUCAUCUCACGUGCCACUUGACCAAGUGCCGGUGGGUGAGCGAUGU